CCGACUGAGAACUCGGUAUGCAGAACACAUGAACGUCUCUGAGAGCACGUCUUACUGUGUUUGAGGCGCCAGAAUUCUCUCUUUCCAGGACGAUGUUCACUUUCUCCCAAAAAUGAUGUAUCGCUAGGCGCAGCCACCUCGAAACUCAGACACAUUAGGACGAAUCUGGGCUAGCAAACGUCAGAGUACUUAAAAGAAGCGUUCGCCAAACCAGAGAUUCCAGAGGUAUCAAAGCAUCUCGCUGUAUUCAUUAAGCCAACCAAGUCAAGUCGAUUGUUGGUUCUCACAGCAUCAUGCGUGUCCUUAUCAGCGGAGCAGGCAUCGCCGGUCCAACGCUGGCUUGGUUUCUGGCCAGGACCGGUGCGCGUGUCACAGUCGUUGAGAAGUGCAAGUCGAUUCCUACCUACGGCCAUAACGUCGACGUCAACCACAGCGCUAUCACCGUCUUGAAGAAGAUGGGCCUCAUUGAUCAACUUCGACGCUUCAACACAACAGAAAAAGGAACACAAUUCAUCGAUCCGCAGGGGCGGCCCUUUGCUCCCUUUCCUGUCAAGCAGGGCUCUUCCGCAAGCCCUACCUCGGAAUUUGAGAUCCUUCGAGGGGACUUGGCUGCAGUGUUGUACGAAGCCACGAAGACCCAUCCCAACAUCAAGUACCUCUUCGGCACUACCGCCAGCAAAGUCAUAUCCAACGACGACACCAAUGUCAAAGUUGAGCUAAGCAACGGAGAAGUACAAGAGUACGACUUAUUGGUCGCAGCAGAUGGCCAGUGGUCAAAGGUACGAAAGCAAGUCUUUCCCCAGGAAAGCAUCACCGUCAUCGACAAGAACAUGUACGUCGCCUACGCCGCUAUUCCCCGCCUCCCCGAGGACAACGACUGGUGGAAUAUCUACCAGGCCCUGGGAUCGAGGAUCAUCACCACUAGGCCCGACCCGCACGGCACCAUACGGGCCAUGUUCACCCAUAUGCCCUGCGACGGCGCGCAGAAGACGGCGUGGCAGGAGGCCGCACGAGGCGAUAAGAAGCUCCAAAUGGAGCUCGUGAGGCGGGAGUUCCUAGACGCCGGGUGGCAGACGCCCCGGAUCAUGGACGCCAUGGCACAGGCGGAAGAUUACUACUUCCAGGACCUGAAGCAGAUCAAGAUGAAAACGUGGUCCAGCUCCCGUGUCAUCUGCCUGGGAGAUGCGGCCUUUGCACCGACGCCCCUCUCGGGCAUGGGAACUACACUGGCCAUCAUCGGAGGUUACAUGCUUGCUGGCGAGCUCACCAAACUCACACCCGGAGAACAUCCUUCCCGGGCAUUCGAAGCUUACGAGGCCGCGUUUCGCCCCUACGUCGAGGAGACGCAGAGCGUUCCGUGGUUCUUCCCAGGAGUCGCGCAUCCGGUCACGGCAUGGCAGAGAUGGUUGCUAGGAACGAUUGUUUCGACGAUGUCCAGAGUUGUUGCGAUGCCUUGGGUGGCUAAGAAAUUCUUUGAUGAUACGAACAAUGACGAUUCGGAGUUCCCACUGCCGGCAUAUCCUCUUCUAGACGAUGAGAAGCUAAAAUGAGACAAGUUGGUGACAAGACACAAGAGGCAGGGCAGUGGUACACUUGGUACUAGAUGAACAAUUAGGGG
This is a messenger RNA of Colletotrichum scovillei, 1618 nucleotides long. RefSeq lists its product as uncharacterized. The record is from RefSeq and is a predicted model, not a curated record. The transcript has a single exon. The coding region runs from base 294 to 1550 and encodes 418 amino acids. NCBI's taxonomy places the organism in Eukaryota, Fungi, Ascomycota, Sordariomycetes, Glomerellales, Glomerellaceae. Gene Ontology annotation, molecular function: FAD binding.